CCUUCCAAGCUCGAGUCCUCCGUUUCGUUCCAGAUAAAUCCGGUUCGGUUCUUUUUCUCCGUGGGGCUCGACCGCUUCCAUCACGCUCUCAGAAGGAUGGCGUUCGUCGACGCCGACAAGCUCAGUUACGAGAUCUUCUCCGUCCUCGAGAGCAAGUUCCUCUUCGGCCUCGACGACCCCAACAAGCUCUUCUUCCCCACUUCCUCCUACUCCUCAGCUGGCGCCUCCCCCCGGACCGCCGCAGGUGCCCGAGGAAGGAUCCGGAUCCUGUCCAUCGACGGCGGCGGCAGCCCCUCCGAUGCCCUCCUCGCCGCGGUCGCCCUCGCCCGGCUCGAGUCCUCCCUCCGUCACCGUUCCGGCGACCCAUCCGCUCGCGUUGCCUACAUGUUCGACGUCGCGGCCGGCUCCGGCGCCGGCGGCGUCCUCGUCGCGAUGCUCUUUACCAGGGACCACGACGGUCGGCCCUUGUUCUCCGCAACCGACGCCCUGCACCUCCUCCUCUCCGAGAGCCGCCGCCGCGGGCGCGGCUUCUCCUCCGGGAGGGGCCUAUUCCGUGGGAUGUUCCGUCGACCCGGGAGUUUCUUCCGUCGGAUCUUCGACGACGCGACGCUGAGGGACACCGUCAAGCCGGUGCUCAUCCCGUGCUACGACCUCGCCACGGGGGCGCCAUUCCUCUUCUCGCGGGCUGACGCGGUAGAGGCAGACGGGUACGACUUCCGGAUGUGGGAAGUGUGCGCGGCCACGUGCGCCGACGCAUCCACCGCGGCGGUCGGUGGACGGGCGGACGCGCGUCACCGCGGUGGGCGCCGGGAUGGCGAUGGCCAACCCUGUGGCCGCGGCCAUCACGCACGUCCUCCACAACAAGCCGGAGUUCCCGUUCGCGGCCGGGGUGGAAGACCUCAUGGUGGUGUCUCUCGGCGCUUCCGCCCCCGCGCCAGCCGCACCGGGUGCCGCUGAGCUCGUCAGGAUCGCUGGCGAGGGCUUCGCCGACAUGGUGGAUCAAGCGGUGGCGACGGCAUUCGGACACCGUAGAGCAAGCAAUUACCUGUGCAUACAGGUAAACCUUCGACUUCCGUGAGCAAACUAUACCUACUGUUGGGGUAAACAACUUUAUGUCGUGGCCUCGGGACCGACGUGGCUUGUUCUGGGUCCGAAUGACGGGAAUCCCCUGGGAGAUUCCUCGGAACAGUAGAGGUCGCCGAUCCGCUGGUCAAUUUGGCCGGGAAGAGGGGUCGUCGUUUCCUCCGGGAAAGGGCUCCCCGCUUGUACGUCCGGCGAAACACGCCUCGUCUUCAUUCCUACACACAGGUCGGGUCGGAAGCUCGGCCCGCCCCCUCCGACGAUCAAGUUAGUGAUGUGGAGAAGAGUGCUCUUUUUUUUUUUCCUUUUCUCUCGUAUCUUAGAACGCGACGGUAUUUAUAAGGGGUUUGAGUGUUACCGGAUGCACCUGCCCACUGGGAGCAGGGUCGUAUCCCCUGAUGACGUCUGACAUUGCUGUUGGCGUGUCGUGAGGAGGCGAGUCUGAGCGGUCGUUGAUGGGCCUCGGUUGGCGUUCCAGCCCAUGCUGGUCGGGCGUUGUCAGCUCGUCAGAGGCGCGGGGCGUCAGCUGAUAUCACGAGGGUCUUCUCAUAAUUAUUGCCCUUAUCACCUAUAAUAACGUGGUUAUAGCCACAACCGAUGGAUUGUUCAUGGAUAGCCUCUGUAGGACACCGCAUUCAUGUCAGGAAAUUGCACGCCAAAGACGACGAGCUCGAAGAGCUCGGUGGAGGCAGCAAAACGCGUUCUGUCACAGCGACACGUGGAGUCACUGCUCUUCAGAGGGCGAGGAAAGAUCUCAGAGCGGACCAACGGCGACGAGCUCGACCGGUUCUCGAAGGAGCUCGUAAAGGAGGAGGAGUGGAGGAAGAAGGGCCCGAUCUCGACGGUGGUGCUAAAGCAAGUGAUGACGCCACGAACGUCGUCGGCGACGACCGCGACCACGGUCACCGUUACCACGACUAUUUCUACGAGCACGACAUCGACAUGAUGGAGACGGUGGAGUCGAGAUAGCUGCUUGUGCAUAGACUGUUGUGGGUUCUAAAAUGUAUGUUUUCCUUAGUGGAGGGUAUGACAUGGAAAUCAAUUCAAGCUUGGAAAUUGUUCGCUAAAUUAGUAACGCGGUAGAAAUGUGAACCUUAUGGGUGCACUUCCUUUAUUAGUUGAUUCAUUCAGGGUUUUUGGUUUGACUAUUUCGUUUGCACUUCCUUUAUUAGUUUUGAACAUCACCUAGGUAACCAAUAACGAAAUGGAUGCACGGAUAAGGUUCUGUUAUGUAGCUCUUUGGUGAUGGGCUUGAUCUGUUUUGCUUAGCCGAGAUUGACAAGUUGUUGGUUUGAUUCUCUUUUUUGGUUUAGAAAAUGGUUCAACUGAACCAAACUGCACAAAUAACAUUGAAUAAAAUAGGUAAAAGUGGUAUAUUCCAAUUUCAUAAAUGUAAUAGGUAUAUUGUGUGAUGUACUGAAUAUAUAUUCUAUAAUAAUGAGUGCAACAUAAUUCAUUUCUAUCAUGGUUUUAUAUAGCAUAUUAUCUAAAAGAUAUAAGGUACAUUGUAGACUGACUAAAAUAAACCCAACUAAACUGAACAACCUUAU
Musa acuminata AAA Group (dessert banana) is the source of this 2630-nucleotide messenger RNA. Its product is annotated as patatin-like protein 3. Gene Ontology annotation, biological process: lipid metabolic process. The transcript is spliced from 2 exons. Lineage: Eukaryota; Viridiplantae; Streptophyta; Magnoliopsida; Zingiberales; Musaceae. The coding region runs from base 97 to 957 and encodes 286 amino acids. The record is from RefSeq and is a predicted model, not a curated record.